CUUUUUUUUUUUUAUUUAAAGGCUUAUCCGUUUUGGUGUGGAAUGCAUUGGAAAAUCCCCCAAACAACCCCGGCAAUCCAAAAAUACUGACGGGAUUUGAAAAUCCAGAAAUACUGACGGGAUUUGAAAAUCCAGAUUUUGACCUGAGGAUAUUGAGGGUGUUAACCCUUCUGAGCCUGGGAUCUGAAAUACAUCGAUGUGUGAUCUUGAGGAUGUCACAGGUACAUGUAUCUACACUGGAGGUGCAACUGCCAUCUCUGCUUGAGCUAGCACAGCAUAGCUGUGGCAGCACGGUUGGUGAAAAAGACAUGAUGAGCACCCACAACUCACGUUGAAGCCAACAUCUUUGGGUCAAAUAUGCCCUCAAUCACAGCCUUGCAAUCUCGGUGACUUCAGAGGGACUGUUUACCCAUCUGUCAAACGGGUAUAAUAUUUUCAGCUGCGCUCAAGAAGACCUUCCUACCUACUGCUGACACGAUGCACAGCAGCCUUGCAGCAGAUUCCAGCUGCAGCUGUUGUUUCAGGACCAUUCAGGAGAACUUCUGAACUCUCUGUCUGACUCGGCUGUUGCAACGUUUCCAGGAAGACGCUCGACAAGCCAACGAAUAUCCUCACUGAGCUCCUGAAAGGGAAGAGAAUUGUUUUAAAAAGUAAAAUGCAUCCUGCAUGGCUUGAUCUUCAUAUCGCUUUGGCCUAAAACAAAAUGGUGCUGGGGAGGAGAGUUCCACGCCAAAGCAAGCGUCCCUGCUGGUUCUUCAUUCAGCAUCUGUGCAGCCACGUUCUAUUGAUGGCCUGUUGUGAUUUCAAUGGAACAUCAUGGGAUGUACCUGGCACGUCAGGCAGCACUGGAUGGAGGUGCCUUUAGCCCAAUGUACCUGGCAUGGUGGUAAAGCGAAGGUGAGAGGAAGAGAAGUUGGAGAUGGAACUGCCAAAUCAUGCCAAACAACUGCUACUGCAGCUGAACCAGCAACGAGCCAAAGGUUUCCUCUGUGACGUGAUUAUUGUGGUAGAAAAUGCCCUGUUUCGUGCCCACAAGAACAUCCUGGCAGCCAGCAGCAUGUAUUUCAAAUCCCUCGUCCUGCAUGACAACCUAAUUAACUUAGACACGGACAUGGUGAACCCCACUGUGUUCCGACAGAUCUUAGACUUUAUUUAUACUGGGAAGCUCUUAACGACUGACCAGCCUGGUGAACAGAACUUUAAUGCUCUUCUCACCGCAGCAAGCUACCUCCAACUGCACGACCUUGCAGCUCUCUGCAGGAAGAAGCUGAAGCGGAAUGGGAGGUCUUUCUCUGGCAGGGCCGGUGGGCCCAGUAUCGGGAGACCUCCCAGGAGUCAGAGGCUUUCUACCACUUCAGUCAUCCAAACUCGUUAUUCAGGGUCAACUGAGGGGAUGAAGGGCUCACACUCAAAGGAGCUGCCAAAGGGAAAGGUCUCUGAUGAUGAGAUCUUCAUCAGCAGCUCUAACCAAGAGAACUCUCACUCCUUAAGCCGGGGAGCCAACAAGAACAGCAGUGGUGGUGGCAGUGCAAAUGGAAGCAAUGGUGACCAGGAGCUUGGCCUUGACUUGUCCAAAAAAAGCCCAUCGCUCCCCAUGGCAGCCUCCCAGGAUGACACGCAGCUCAGCGAAAGCCAGCAUGGCUCUCCCCAAUCUGCCUCAGCCCCUGCAGCCAACAGUGCCUCAUCUUUCGACGAGUCUGCCGCCGGAGCCCCCCACAGUGCAGCAGACAGCAGUGAACCCAUGAAGAUGGACAUGAACGAGGAGACUCACUCCCUGGCGGAGAGUGGCCAGCGCAAGAGCCUCCGGCACGCUGCACGCAAAAAGGAGUGGAUCAAGAAAGACAACGCUUUUGACCGGAAUGAGGGGAUCAAAGGUGGCGAGGAAAGCGAGGGGCUGCCCAAUGGCAUCCUGAUGGGUCCCUUGUCCAAGUCGGCCGAGCGGAACCUAAGCAACGCCUAUGGCCCGGAGCAGGCAUUCCAGUGUAGAGAGGAGAUUGAAAAUGGCAAGGAGAUGAGUGAUGACAGUGGCCAGAGUGAGUGUGAAAGUGGUGGGCACACCAGUGCCAACUACGUUUACCGGCAGGAGGGGUUUGAGCCUGUGGCCUAUGGUGACAACCUGUACGUCUGCAUCCCCUGUGGCAAGGGCUUCCCUAGCUCUGAGCAGCUUAAUGCCCACGUGGAGACGCACACCGAGGAAGACCUCUACAUCAAGGAGGAAGGCACAUAUGAUGAUAAGGAGGAAGCCGAGGAUUUGUCCAACCCUAACCAGCCCUACGCUGCAGAGUCCCGGCCCUUUAAAUGCUCCAUAUGUGAAAAGAGCUACAAGGAUCCGGCCACUCUGCGGCAGCACGAGAAGACUCACUGGCUGACACGGCCCUUCCCUUGCAACAUCUGCGGCAAGAUGUUCACGCAGCGGGGUACCAUGACACGGCACAUGCGCAGCCAUUUAGGGCUCAAGCCCUUUGCUUGCGAGGAAUGCGGGAUGCGCUUUACCCGGCAGUACCGACUGACAGAGCAUAUGCGUGUCCACUCAGGAGAAAAACCCUAUGAAUGUCAACUGUGUGGUGGGAAAUUCACCCAGCAGCGCAAUCUGAUCAGCCACCUGCGAAUGCAUACCUCUCCCACAUAAGCCAAAGACUCCAGAAUGAGCUUCGAGCCCAUCCGCAGUGAUUUACCUUUCUGUAAACUUGCUGCUUAAGAAGGCAACUCCCCUCCUUUGUUCGGUCAUGGGCAGCCUAAACAAAUGUAGCUUUAACAUUUUUUAUAAAAAGACAAAUGUAGGUCCACAGCGGAGCUGAUGCCAUUCACAAAUCAUUCCCCACCCCUUCCUUCCCACAUCUCAGUGGUGUGGCAAGAAAUGCCAUUUAUUUUUGUGGGUGUUGAUUUGGCCACUCUUCUUUUGAUCCCCACACCCAGGUAACAGGAGUGAGGCCUCCUGACUAUUGGAUGGUAAGUAGGAAUGGAGAGAGAAAUUAUAUUGCCCAAAGGGAGAUUGGAUCAAGUUGGGCUGUACCAACCCUUUAUUCACCUCUUGUUGGUACUCCUGUAGUGCUUUAUAGACAUUGAUCAAGUGUUAUUUCCUGCAUUAAUGAAAAGUGCAAGUGGAAUUUGUCAUCCACUGGCUACUCUGUGAGCUUUGCCUUUUGUGCUCGUGUUACAAUAUUGUCACAACCAGACUCAAUAAGGGCAUUUCUUGCCACUCCUUUUUUUUCUUUUUUUUUUUUUUAAGGAACCCCAUUUUCCAACAGCCUAAGUGGCUACAAAGUAUUGGUUUUUCUGUGCCCAGGGCAGAAGCUGUGGACUGACUGUAACAGGGUUGGCAGCCCCUUUAAAUUCUAUGGGAAGCUGAGAUGGUGAUGGGAGGUAUUUAUCCUUCCCUGUAAGGUGGAGUUGGUUAAAGCAGUCUACCUAGGUGUGUGCCUAGUAGUGUUUCGGAUGGCAACACGUUCUUUUUCCUGUUGGGGUUUAGUCUUUAACCUUGGAAUACCUAGCCACAUGCCUCAUUCCUCCUCUUUACCUCUGCAGCCUCACCCAUGACUGAACAGGGGUGUGGAUGCCCUGGGAAUUUCUUUCAGUGAGCAGGGGGUCGUCUUUACUUUUCUAGUAGUUUCGUAUGAAUAUUCUUUGCUUAGCGGUACUUGUUUUAUUAAAGGAAAAACCAUUGUAAUGUUUAUGUGAAUGUUUGAACUGGAAGGUCUGAGGUUAAUUCUUGGGGUGGGUGGGGUAGAGAAGGGUUUUGAUGUAGGCUGGACUUGCUACAAGUUCCUUAGGUACUUUUUAUUUUAUUUUUUUUGGUUUUUGUUUUGUUUUGUGUGUGUGUGUGUAUGUUUUUAGCUUUCCUCCCUCACUAAAGAGCGAGUCUGUGUGAACAGACCCGUUACCUUGCUACCUCUUGAAUUCAUGAGAACAAUAAGAUGGUUAGUGAAAGAUUAGGCAGGUUUUUUUUUCUUUUAUUGUAAGUAAAUGUAUAAAGUAGAAGCUAAAUUAAAGUCAAGGGAUUUUUUCCACCCUGUCCUUCCAUCAAAAGUCAGCUAGAAAAAUGUUAAAACAAAGCACGGCCAAAGACAAAAAUUUAUUAAGCCAGAGACCCCAGUGGAUAGAUGCUUAGAAUGGUUCACUCAGCAAACUCUUGGCUUCUUGAAGUCACUUUUAGGUAAAAGGAAGGAAACUUCUUAGAGCUUCUGGGCCCUUUCCAGUUUUGUUUAUUGAACCUGGAUGCUAUGGAAAAAAGGCCCCUUCAUCCUCCAUUCUCCCAGCACAUCUGGGUCAAUGUGUAAUCACCUGGCAGGACAGAGGGUGAGGGGAAUAGCAGCCUAUAACUUACUAGAAUCCAGAGUGCAAUAAGAUGGGGAGGAAGGGGGAAAAAAACCAAAGUGUUUCAUAUCCUCCCUUUCAGAAAAUUUCUCUCUCUCACACACACACAGACACACACACACAAUGAAAAAAAGCAACAAAAUCUUUUUGUAACAUCUGCCUAAGACAUCACAGCCAACAGCUGCUAUUGGUUUAGGAGAAAAAAGAAUUUAGCCUGCCAAUUCUUGGCCCCUUGACUUUGUUGGCAUGCCCUUGUGGAAAGCUAUGACUUAUUUCAAGCCUCCCAUGACUGGUGGAGUGUGGUGGUAAAAAUUCACAGCCAGUAGAAUCAUCUUCUGAGCUGAGUAAGGUUUACACACUCCCCAACCAUCCUGGCUCAAAACCAUUGUCCUUUUUAUUCCUAGGGUUCACUGAACCCUGCAUGUCGUCUUCAAAAAAAAAAAAAAAACCUUUUUAUGUUUAAAACAAAAAAAAAAAAAGAAAAAAGACAAGUGAGCAUGUUCAGUUAAAACAAAAUAAUAUAAAGCUUCAUUGUCACUCGGGUUUUUCUGUUAAGAUAGAUCAGUCCAUAAGUUGUUUCUGGGGUCAUUUGAAUGAACUGAGGACACUGGAAUCCAGGCUCCAUGUAAUAGACAAAACCAAACCUUGCUGAGCCUUGGCCUGGUAUCAUGUUCCACCGAACACUCUUGCCCCCCUCCCCCACCUUUGACCUCCCCAUCUCUUCUCACACAACCCUGGUUAUUCUAGUGCCAUUGUUUUGUUACCCUAGACUGUCAAUGUAAGUCAAGGGGCACCAGUAGGAGGAAUGUAUCUCUUGAUUAGUGUGCUGGGUUUCAGUGUCUUUAGCAUUUCCAUUAAAAAAAAAAAUCUUCCUCUGAGACCUUGCCAAACCCUGCUGAGACUGUCCCUUGAAACAUUUGAAUAGUGAAGGCCUCAUCUAUCCACCUUCUCCUCAGAGAAGGCUUGAGCUGGGCCAAGGAACACCAGUGCUACAUUAGCAUCUAGGAUUUUUUUUUUAAUUCCUCCUCUUCCACUUUCCCCCACCAUCUAAAAGCCCUAAGUGGAAAUGAAUCCCGCAUUGGUUUAGAGUGCAGACCAAGAAGAAUACUCAUUGCUACUGGCUGGCUAAGAAA
Pelodiscus sinensis (Chinese soft-shelled turtle) is the source of this 5447-nucleotide messenger RNA. The record is from RefSeq and is a predicted model, not a curated record. Lineage: Eukaryota; Metazoa; Chordata; Testudines; Trionychidae.